Messenger RNA from Podarcis lilfordi (Lilford's wall lizard), 531 nucleotides. Lineage: Eukaryota; Metazoa; Chordata; Lepidosauria; Squamata; Lacertidae. The record is from the annotation of a GenBank genome assembly.
AUGUUAUUCCUCCAGUUGCAAAGGAGAGGUAAAAGAUUUCCAGACCUGGAUCAAGUUUAUAUCCUGCUAUCCAGUCUCCCACCAAGCUUUAAUAUUGUGAUAGCCUCUCUUGAAAGCAUGAGGCAAGAAGAUUUAUUGAUGGCGUAUCAGGAGGAAUCUGAAAAGCCCGUGGAAAAGCUGAGUAAGAAGGCAGACCAGAGGAGUUUGAGUCGCCCUGCUAACCAGAAACCCAGAUUCUCAGGAGGAGAUGGGACCGAAGAACGCCCCAUCGAUCGUGCCAUGCUGGCAAAGAAAUGCUAUCGGUGUGGCAAGCUUGGGCACAUGAAGAAAGAUUGCUGUGUGAAAAACCCAGGAAAAGCAAGCGAUCUACAUGAGACAGAAAAGCAGAUGCAUUUCAUCUUGGUAGCUGCAAGAAAAGAAAAGAAAAUUCCUCCAGACAGCUACAUUUUGGGCUCUGGCUCUGCCAGAAUCAUAAUGAACAACAACACUCAGCAAAUUGCCAAAAGGCAAGGACAGCAUUUGUCUAGCUGA